Molecule: messenger RNA, 3260 nt
Organism: Cynara cardunculus var. scolymus (artichoke)
Lineage: Eukaryota; Viridiplantae; Streptophyta; Magnoliopsida; Asterales; Asteraceae
Exons: 2
Coding region: 1-3201 (1066 amino acids)
Molecular function (GO): UDP-glycosyltransferase activity
Source: RefSeq, a predicted model, not a curated record
AUGGAUAACAAGAAAAGAAAGCUUCAGACAACAACUAUGGAAGUAGCCAGCGAUAUCUUUGUGCUGCCAUUUCUUGGUCAAGGUCACCUCUUCCCAGCUAUGGAGCUCUGCAAGAAUCUCUCUUCUCAUAACUACAAUGUUACCCUCAUCAUCCCUUCUCACGUUUCUUCAUCUAUUCCCUCCACCUUUACCAACCACUCCUCUUUCAUUCAUGUCGUCGAGGUCUCCGUCUCGUCGCCACCGGAGACCGCCGACGAACCUGGAUCUGGAAAAAAGGAGGUUCCGCCACCAGCUUCUAUGGGGCACCCACUUCAAGAACAGAACAAACAGAUGGGUGAGGGAAUCAAAGCGUUCCUAUCCAAACGAUCCGGAGUCCGACCCGUGUGUGUUGUGAUCGACAUCAUGAUGAACUGGAGCAAGGAGAUUUUCGUAAAUCACGAGAUUCCGGUGGCAUCUUUCUUCACUUCCGGCGCAAUCGCAUCCGCCAUGGAUUGCGGGAAGUGGAAGGCACAGGUAGGAGACAUGAAGCCCGGUGAGAUCCGAGUGAUUCCCGGGUUGCCUACAGAAAUGGCCGUCACUUUUUCGGAUCUAAGUAAAGGCCGGAGAGGAAGACCUCAAAGACCGAACCGGCCUUCCGAUGGAAACACCGGACCACCAAACCAGAUGAGGUCCGGACAUCCCCGUGGAAUCAGGGGACGUGGUCCGCCUUCACCAGGCCAGAAGCCACGUUGGCUGGACGAGGUGGAUGGCUCAGUGGCCUUGCUAAUCAACACCUGUGACGAUCUCGAACAUUUAUUCAUCAACUACAUCGCCGAACAAACCAAGCUUCCGGUCUGGGGGGUCGGUCCACUACUUCCGGAGAAAUUUUGGAAAUCCGCCGGUUCAAUCCUCCAUGAUCACGAGAUGAGAUCGAACCACAAAUCCAAUUACACAGAAGGUCAGGUGAUCGAAUGGUUGGAAUCAAAGCCAUAUGGAUCUGUAAUCUAUGUCUCAUUUGGGAGUGAGGUUGGACCCUCGAUCGAAGAGUACAAAGAACUAGCCAAAUCAUUGGAAGAAUCGGAGCAUCCAUUCAUUUGGGUGAUCCAACCAGGUUCCGGUAAAACCAACAUGCCCCGAUCCUUCUUGGGGACAGCUCAAACCGACCCCGAUUCCGAAGAAGAAGAAGGGUAUUAUCCAGAAGGGUUAGACGUGAAAGUCGGGAAGAGAGGUUUGAUCAUCACCGGAUGGGCACCACAACUGUUGAUUCUGAGCCACCCAUCCACCGGCGGCUUCUUAUCACAUUGUGGGUGGAACUCGACCGUGGAAGCCAUCGGCCGUGGGGUUCCGAUCUUGGCAUGGCCGAUCGGAAUUGAUCAGUUUGACAAUGCGAAGCUGGUGGCAAAGCAUCUGAAGAUCGGGCACAUGAUUUCAAGUGGUGGUAAUGAGGGAAAAUUCAAGAAAGACGAUAUAAUAGCCGGAAUUGAGAAGGUAAUGGGUGAUGAAAAGGUGCGUAAUAAGGCGAAGGAAUUUGGUAACGAAUUCGGGAGUGGUUUUCCGGCGAGUUCUGUGAAUGGAUUGGGUGCUUUUGUUGAGUUAAUUAGGUCAAAAAUCUAUAAAUACAUACUCAAUCAAUCACCAUGGAUCACCAACAAAACAGAGCUUCUAACUACAGCCAUGGAUUUGGAAGCAGCCGCCGAUAUCUUUGUCCUACCAUUCCUUGGUCAAGGUCAUCUCUUCCCAGCUAUGGAGCUCUGCAAGAAUCUCUCUUCUCAUCGUUACAAUGUUACCCUCAUCAUCCCUUCUCACCUUUCCUCAUCUAUACCCUCCACCUUUACCAACCACUCCUCUUUUAUUCAUGUCGUCGAAAUCUCCGUCUCGUCGCCACCGGAGACGGCCGACGAACCCGGAUCUGGAAAAAAGGAGGUUCCGCCACCAGCUCCUAUGGGGAACCCGCUUCACAAUCAGAACAUACAGAUGGGUGAAGGAAUCAAGUCGUUCUUGUCCACAGGAUCCGGAGUCCGACCCACGUGUGUUGUGAUUGACGUCAUGAUGAGCUGGAGCAAGGAGAUUUUCGUAAAUCACGAGGUCCCGGUGGUGUCUUUCUUCACUUCCGGCGCAAUCGCAUCCACCAUGGAUUACGGGAAGUGGAAGGCACAGGUAGGAGACAUGAAGCCAGGUGAGAUCCGAGUGAUUCCCGGCUUGCCUACACAAAUGGCUGUGACUUUUGCAGAUCUAAGCAGAGGUCCCCGAGGAAAACCACAACGAUCGAACCGGCCUGCCGAUGGAAACACCGGACCGCCUAGUGGAUUUAGGGGCCGUGGUCCGCCUACACCAGGCCAGAAGCCACGUUGGCUGGACGAGGUGGAUGGCUCGGUGGCCUUGCUCAUCAACACCUGUGAUCAUCUUGAACGUUUAUUCAUCGAUUACCUCGCUGAACAAACCAAGCUUCCGGUCUGGGGCGUCGGGCCACUGCUACCGGAACAGUUUUGGAAAUCAGCUGGUUCAAUCCUCCAUGAUCACGACAUGAGAUCAAACCACAAAUCCAAUUACACAGAAGAUGAGGUGAUCCAAUGGUUGGAAUCAAAGCCAUAUGGAUCCGUAAUCUAUAUCUCAUUUGGGAGUGAGGUUGGACCCUCGAUUGAAGAGUACAAAGAACUAGCCAAAUCGUUGGAAGAAUCAAAGCAGCCAUUCAUUUGGGUGAUCCAGCCAGGUUCCGGUAAAUCCGGCGUUCCACGAUCCUUCCUUGGGGGAGCUCAUACUGACACCGAAGAAGAAGAUGAAGAAGAAGGAUACUAUCCUGAAGGGUUAGACGUGAAAGUCGGGAAGAGAGGUUUGAUCAUCACGGGAUGGGCACCACAGCUGCUGAUUCUGAGCCACCCAUCUACCGGCGGCUUCUUAUCACAUUGUGGGUGGAACUCAACCGUGGAGGCCAUCGGCCGCGGGGUACCGAUCUUGGCGUGGUCAAUCCGUGGUGAUCAGUUCGACAAUGCAAAACUGGUUGCGAAGCAUCUGAAGAUAGGGCACAUUAUAUCGAAUGAGGAUGGGCGGCAUGGAAAGUUGAAAAGGGAUGAUAUAGCAGCCGGAAUUGAGAAACUUAUGAGUGAUGAAAAGGUACGUAAUCAAGCCAAGGAACUUAGCAAAGAAUUCGAGAGUGGAUUUCCGGUGAGUUCUGUGAAUGGAUUGGGUGCUUUUGUGGAGUUUAUCAGCUCAAAAGCAACAUGAUUGACUUUAUGUAUAUACAUACAUUCAUGUAUGAAUUUCUUCAUCAUUUUUCUCUCAAA